Microplitis mediator is the source of this 3762-nucleotide messenger RNA. RefSeq lists its product as uncharacterized. Gene Ontology annotation, biological process: DNA integration. The transcript has a single exon. NCBI's taxonomy places the organism in Eukaryota, Metazoa, Arthropoda, Insecta, Hymenoptera, Braconidae. Gene Ontology annotation, molecular function: nucleic acid binding. The record is from RefSeq and is a predicted model, not a curated record. The coding region runs from base 1 to 3762 and encodes 1253 amino acids.
AUGCUCAAUAUUUUUCGUGUCCGAUCACACCUUACCAUCCUAGGGAUAGGUGCAGCUAAAGCUGGCCAUACCAGGGGAUGUGCAACUCUCACUCUGCGCUCAUACCACUCGGAUCAAUCACUCACGAUAAAGGCUCACAUCCUCAGUGGCUUAACUGCUCGAUUACCAUCUGACCAAGUCCAAAAUACCGACUUGGCACAGUACUCGCAUCUCACGCUCGCAGAUCCAGAGUUUGGAACCCCAGGUCCAACGGAUGUCAUCCUUGGAGCUGAUUACUACGGCCAGGUCAUCACUGGCGAGAUCAUCAAGUGCAAAUCUCCUGGAUUACUCGCUCAAAAUACCAUCUUUGGCUGGAUUAUCAUUGGUCCAGUCCAAGCUCGGCUCAACAAACCACUGAGAAUUCAUCAUGCUGUCUCCAAUCAUCAUGAUCAAGAUCUUCAAGACUUAUUAACUCGAUUCUGGCUCCCAGAAAAGGUCAGUCCAACUCAACUACGCUCAUUAACUCCCGAAGAAGAGGCUUGUGAAGCUCACUCCCGGGACACUCACACUCGAGACAGUUCUGGCAGAUACAUCGUCAGACUGCCAUUGAUAUCAGACCCGCAACAGCUGGGGAACUCAUACACAGCAGCUCGUCGCUGCUUACAACACCUCAUGCGACGUCUUGAUCAUGAUGCUCGGCUCAAAACACUCUACAUGAAUUUCAUGGCAGAAUAUCUCGAACUCAAGCAUAUGGUGCCUGCGGCAUCAUCUACAUCAUCAAUUCAAUACUUCCUACCCCACCAUGGGGUACUGAAAGAAGACAACAACAACUUCAAGAUCCAUGUGGUCUUCAACGGCUCAAAACCAACCAGCUCAGGACUCUCACUCAACGACAUCAUGCAUACCGGGCCAAAAUUACUCGUUAACAUCUUCGACGUACUCAUCAGCUCACGACAACACCGGUUCUUCUUUAUCACAGAUGUCACCAAAAUGUAUCGACAAAUUCUAGUUCACGAAAAGGACCAGGGUCUGCAACAAAUACUCUGGUUUGAUGAGGAAGGAAACAUCAUUCCCUUCAAACUCACUACAGUUACUUAUGGGACGAAAUCAGCUCCAUUUCUCGCUGUUCGAGCCCUGCUUCAAUUAGUCGAAGAUGAAGGACAUCGAUUCCCACUCGCAAUCGAUCCACUCAGAAAAGGACGGUAUGUCGACGACAUUUCCGGAGGCGCAGAGGAUCUCGAGUCAUUGCAAGCAGUUGCAGAUGAUAUCGAGGGUCUGUGCAAGGCGGGCGGAUUCCCACUCGCCAAAUGGGCAAGCAAUCAUCGCAAACUACUUCAGCUCAAUCGUGCGGAAGUGAUUACACAAUAUAAAAUUGAGGAUCCAGAAGUCAGCACCAAAAUUCUUGGGAUGUACUGGUCUUCAAACAAGGAUCAAUUCUCGUUCAAACACUCGCCACCAUGCUCAACUCAACCAUGCACGAAGCGUGCAAUUUUAUCAGAGAUUGCUCAGAUCUUUGAUCCACUGGGAUUCUUAUCACCACUCAUAAUUCAAGCCAAAAUGUUCAUGCAGGAACUUUGGCUUGUAAAACUCGGCUGGGACACUCCAUUGUCUGCCGAACUGCGUCAGAAAUGGAUUUCAUUCAAGACUCAACUCAACAUGAUUCACAUCAUCAAGAUUCCCAGAUGGAUCCACUCGUCCACGAACUCGGCUCUAGAAAUCCAUGGAUUCUCCGAUGCCUCGCAAUUGGCGAUGGCUGCGGUAGUUUUUAUCAAGGUCCUACCAACAACUCGAUCUCAGAGAGCAAAGGUUACGCUGCUUUGCUCUAAAACCAAGGUGGCACCGUUGAAACCCCUAACGAUUCCACGCUUGGAACUCACCGCGGCUCACAUGUUGGCAAAACUCGUCAAACACUGCCAGACUACUCUCAACUACUCGCAUGUGCCAACAUAUCUUUGGACCGAUUCAUCAAUCACGCUCACGUGGAUACACUUGCACCCGUCUCGCUGGAAAGACUUUGUCAGGAAUAGGGUGUCAUUUAUUCAAGAACUCAUUCCAGAUGGCCACUGGAAGUUUGUCCCUGGCACUGACAAUCCAGCAGAUUGUGCAACUCGAGGCUUGACAACCAGUCAGCUUAAAACUCAUCAACUAUGGUGGUCUGGCCCAUCAUGGUUGCUCGAAGACUCGCCGUCCUGGCCAACCAGUCCUAUUCAUGUAGAUGCAGAUACUCACCUGGAAGAACUUCCAGUCAAAUCACUCUACGUUUCGGCUCAACCACUCAACUCGGCUUGGACACUUAUGGAACGUCCAAUCCCACUAUUGCGUAUGCUCAGAGUUACAGCAAUUUGUGGGAGGGUACGCGAUAUAAUCAAACGCAUACCACACUCGACUCUCGCUCGUCCACUCACAUCAACUGAAAUCAACCGCGCACUCCAGUUCUGCAUCAAGGAAACUCAACGUAUUCAUUUCUACUCUGAACUCCAAUUACUCGCAAAACAGGCAUCAUGGCCAAAGGAUCACCCAUUUGCUCGGUUGGUGGCUUAUCAAGACACCGAUGGCAUCAUCCGAGUAGGGGGGAGAUUGGAAAAUGCUCCAAACUCAGAUCAACAGAAGCAUCCUGCAAUUCUACCUCGUGAUGCUGCUCUAACUCGACUCGUCAUCUCUGAUGCCCAUCAGCGUACCAUGCAUGGUGGUACUCAACUCACACUCGCUCAUACUCGACUCCGAUACUGGAUCAUUGGUGGACGUCAACCAGUACGUUCACACAUACUCAAAUGUCUCGUCUGUGCUCGUCAUCGAGGUGUUCGCGCUCAGCAAUUAAUGGGACAACUCCCAACUCAACGUGUCACUCCAGCGCCACCAUUUUCUCACACUGGAGUCGAUUACGCUGGUCCAGUAUCAAUAAAAUCAUGGAAAGGUCGAGGAUCCAGGAUAUACAAGGGCUGGAUCUGUGUGUUUGUCUGUCUGACCACAUCAGCAGUUCACGUCGACCUUGUCAGCGACUACUCAUCAUCAGGAUUCAUAGCAGCUCUCCGACGGUUUAUUCACCGUCGAGGGGUAUGUACAGCGCUCUACAGCGACUGUGGAACAACAUUCCAAGGCGCGUACUCUGAACUCAAGCGGCUCUUCACUCAAGGCACUCAAGAAUCUCAUGCUCUACUCGAUUGGGCCACUGUGCAUCAAAUCAUAUGGCAUUUCAAUCCUCCUACUGCUCCCCAUAUGGAUGGUAAAUGGGAAGCCGCAGUGAAAUCGGUGAAACAUCACCUGACUCGCACACUCGGAGAAUCAGCCUUCACGUUUGAAGAACUUACGACUCUUCUAACGCAAGUGGAGGGGAUUUUGAACUCGAGACCAUUGGAGGCUCUAUCAGACGAUCCUCAGGAUCCUUCAUCGCUCACUCCGGGUCACUUUCUCAUUGGGAGACCAAUCGUUGCCAUCCCUGAACCUUCACUCAUGGAUACAGAAGUAUCAAGACUCUCUCGCUGGCAGUUCAUUCAGCAACGUGUCCAGCAUUUCUGGAAUCACUGGUCUACCAGCUACAUUCAACGUCAUCUGGCUCGAACCAAGUGGCAUCAUGCUCGCAAUGACAUCAAACUCGGCUCACUAGUCCUUCUCACUGAUGAACGAACUCCACCAACUCGAUGGCCACUCGCGAAAGUGACUGCACUCCAUCCAGGGAAGGACAACCUCACUCGAGUGGUAACCAUUCAAACAGCCACUGGUACUCUCACUCGUCCAAUUGCCAAGCUCGCACUCUUACCACUGGCUCCAGAACCAGAUGCCUAA